AUGGCCUGUCCCAUGCGCGAGACCCGCACCAAGCCACCUCAUUCGGAGAGGGAGCUCUUCUACCGCCUCAUGAACGUGGAAGCCCACCCGGAGGUGGUGGAGCUCGCCCGCGCCUACCUGCCCUCCGCAAUCGCCCAGGCCCGACGUCUGCGAUGCGACACGGCCUGGGCCGACUUCGACUACUCGCCCGAGGCCCUCGAGCAGUUCCUCUGGGCCGACUACGACCGCGCCAUGAACCAGUACGCGGCCUACAGCCGGGCGGUGGAGCAGGGCCGGGUCGCCACGAUCCCGCGGGACGACAUGGCCUGGUACCUCACGCAAGUGGCCCCCUCGAAGCUGGUCGACGGGUCGUGGCUCCAGAACGCGGCCCGGUGCGAACGCUUGGGUCGGGAUCCCAGGCUCAACAAGAUCCUCUCCAACCUCUUCGUCAUCUACUCUGAGGAGCUGGGCGAAGGCAAGCUGGAACAGAAUCAUGUGUUCAUCUAUCGCAAGCUGAUGGAAGGCUUAGGGGUGCGGCUACCACCGACAGAGAGUCGCGAGUUUGCCUUCCUGCAGCUCUUCGAGGACUGUGCCCUGCGGUGUGCAGUCGCCCAGAUGAGCCUAUCACAAUUCCCUGUCGACAUGCUCCCAGAGAUUCUGGGAUUCAAUCUGGCCUUUGAGCAGCUUCCGCUCCACCUCUUGAUCACUGUCCACCAGAUGCGCGAGCUGUCCAUGGACCCGUACUACUACCAGCUGCACAUCUCUAUCGAUAACUCGGACACCGGGCACGCCCGGAUCGCCAUCGACACCGUGAACCUGUACAUGGACUACAUUCGGGAUCAGGAGGGCUCCGAGGAGGCUGCACGCCACUGGGACCGGGUGAUGGACGGCUUCUUCCUGGCCAACCUGCCGUUCCCGGGCGAGGGCCGGCUGCAGAGCAUCAAGCGAAUGCUGGACCACCCGAACGACCACCUCAUCAAGCAGCAGCCUGCAACCUCGAAGGUGGACACCCAGGCCUCCGAGCUUUGCGAGCGGAUGAAGGAAAUGAUCGUCAAGAAGUCCAAGUUCGGAGCACGUAUGCACGGUGAGCACCUCUACAUCGGCGAGCUCAAGAUCGACGAGUGGCUGAACAACAUCGUCGCCGAGGCCGAGCGCGAGCACAACAACAGCUCUCUUGAUUCAGCUCCAUCGCCUUCAUCAUCGCUGUGGGUCGAUCGUUUUCUCGACGCCCUCUUCGGCUCGCACUACGUCGACGCCGAGCGGCCCGGCGAGAGCGCCUUAGUCACGCAGGUGUGCGGGUUCGGCGGACCCAUGUUCCACAUCUUCACCAAGGCCGAGCUGCGGCUCAUCACCGACUGGCUCAACGAACGGGCCAGCUUCGACCAGCACCAGCCCACCGGGUGCGGAGUGGUCGCGAGACCGACAGAGCCUGCAAAUUACGACGAAGAGCGGAGGGCGGUGGCGCAGGCGAUGGCGGAGCUGGUCGAGAAGAAGCGGAAGCGAGGGAUGCGCGCCCACGGCAACCGCACGGUGACCGGCGACGACGGGCGGCCCGUGAAGAUCAACGAUCUGCUCCGGAGCGAGAGCGCCUCCGCGUCCAGCAUCCUGGCCGCGAUGCGCAGCCACUACGGGCUCGGCGGCGGCGACGCGGCGGCCACCACCACCAAUCCGUUCCUGCGGGCGUUCCUCCCCGACGGCAGCAUGGCCAAGUUCUUCGGCGCCGAAGAAGUUGAGGUGGUGCGCCGCUGGGUGGCGCUGGGCGGUCCGCUCCCCAUCUCAUCCACCGGCUCCGACGACGACAGCGCGCGCCAGGACCAGCAAACCAGUCCUCGGGGCGAGACCCGGGCCGGCGCAGAGACCAGCCCGCGCUGGGGCGACGAGUGCGAAGGGACGGCGAGCGAGCUCGCGCAGAGAGUGGUCGACGCGCAGUCGCGAGAAGAGGACCCGCAACGACGCGCCCAGUUGGUCAAGCGCUACGUCGCGCAGGAGCUGAGCGAGACCAGGAGCUCGCUGGGACAGAACGCGGGGCUCGAUUUGACCACCACCCGCGACUGGCGGAGGCUACAGGCCCGCGUGGCGUCGCUGGCCGACGCGCGGCUCGAUGAGCUCAGCAGAAGCGGCAGCAUUAGCGCAGGGGCGGUGGUCGACUGGUUCCUGCCCUACUGGCUGAGCGAGGCCGCCCCGCUCCAGGGCUUGUUCGGCACGCCCGCGCUCCACGCCACCGAGCUGGGCUGCGCCCUGCUCCGGGUGCUCAUGCGCACCUGGGGCUACCCCGAUCUCGCCAGUCGGUCCGACAUCCAGCAGUACCUCGACGCCGCCGACCAGAUCGGGGCAGCCUUGCCGGACUUGAGGGCCUGGAGUGCGGAACGCAGGGCGUUGCUGCUGGUGCAGGCCGUCGGCGCGUUCCCGUCGACGUUCCUGCCAGAGGCCGUCGGCAUCGCGCUCUUCCUGGCCAUGUGGAACCACCACUCGUGGCAGCGCGCCCAGCUGCGGAUCUUGGACUCGCGGGCCACGGAAAAGGUGGUGGUCCAUCGCGAGGAGGACAAGGCCGAGCGACGCUUCGGCAAGCACCUGGCGUGCUUCCGCGAGGUGAUGGCGCUGCUGGACGGCGAGCAGGUCGAGCGCGCGGGCCUCGGGUUCAACUCGAUGGUGCGAUUGGCCUCCACCUCCACCACCAUUGCGGAGACGAGGGAGAGCAAGGCAGUGACAAAGUGGCAAGCGGAGCUCGAGCGCAUGUGGCAGCGUUCCGUCGCGGCACAAGAAGCCCAAGGCAGCGACACCACCCUCUCCGCCGCCAUGUGA
Acanthamoeba castellanii str. Neff is the source of this 2781-nucleotide messenger RNA. RefSeq lists its product as uncharacterized. The coding region runs from base 1 to 2781 and encodes 926 amino acids. The transcript is spliced from 7 exons. The record is from RefSeq and is a predicted model, not a curated record. Lineage: Eukaryota; Discosea; Longamoebia; Acanthamoebidae.